Messenger RNA from Eruca vesicaria subsp. sativa (arugula), 1465 nucleotides. Lineage: Eukaryota; Viridiplantae; Streptophyta; Magnoliopsida; Brassicales; Brassicaceae. The record is from the annotation of a GenBank genome assembly.
CGCGUUUAUGGCAAACAAACGAUCUCUUAAGAAACGCGAAAUCGAGGAAGAAGCGGCAGAGAUCGUAACGAAUCUCUGAUUGCGAUGGGGAAAGGUCCCUUAUCGUUCCGCCGACUCUCGAGCAUCCGUCGCCGGAAGAAAGGCUCAUCGGUGAAGGAUGAUCCUAACCACUCGUCCAAUCCUUCGUCGUCUCCGCCUCCUCCUUCGCCGAUCAACGCGGGGGGAUCGGUCGCGGCGGGUGGGAAGGUGAAGAAGAAAGCGGGAGGAGCGAGGAUGUGGAUGAGGUUUGAUCGGACUGGCGCGAUGGAAGUGGUGGAAUGCGAUAAGAGCACGAUUAUUAAACGAUCUUCGGUUCCAGCUAGGGAUUUGAGGAUUCUUGGACCUGUGUUCUCUCACUCUUCCAAUAUUCUCGCGAGGGAGAAGGCUAUUGUUGUUAACUUAGAGGUUAUAAAGGCGAUAGUUACAGCAGAAGAAGUGCUUAUCUUGGAUCCACUCCGUCCUGAAGUUCUACCAUUCAUCGACCGGCUUAAGCAACAGUUUCCUCAGAGGAAUAAUGCACUUGAAGCUACUCCAAAUGUGCAGGCUUUACUUGAUCCAGAAGCUGGAGAAGGGCUGCAGAAUGAGCUUCCUUUUGAGUUUCAGGUCCUUGAGAUGGCUCUUGAGGCUGUCUGCUCUAUCGUUGAUAGCAGUGUGGCAUCACUUGAGACAGAUGCUUGGCCUGUUCUUGAUGAACUUACCAAGAAUGUCAGUACUGAGAAUCUUGAAUAUGUUCGAAGCUUGAAGAGUAAUCUCACUCGCUUGCUAGCCCGUGUCCAAAAGGUGAGAGAUGAACUCGAACAUCUGUUAGAUGACAAUGAAGACAUGUCAGACUUAUACCUAACAAGGAAAUGGAACCAGAACCAGCAAGCUGAAGCAAUGCUUGAAGGGACAGUAUCUGUUCUCCCACCACACAACACAUCAAAUCUCCACCGUCUCACAUCAAACAGAAGCGCGAGCAUGAUGACAAGCAACAUGGAUGAAGACGAUGUGGAGGAUCUUGAGAUGUUGCUGGAAGCAUACUUCAUGCAACUAGAGGGGAUGAGAAACAAGAUUCUUACCGUGAGGGAAUACAUCGACGACACGGAAGACUACGUGAACAUACAGCUUGACAAUCAACGUAACCAGCUGAUCCAGCUGCAGCUGAUUCUGACCAUGGCCUCGUUUGCGAUAAGCGCAGAGACGUUGUUGGCCAGCUUGUUCGGGAUGAACAUACCGUGUCCGUUGUAUAACAUUAACGGCAUCUUCUGGUACUUCGUGUGGAGUAUCACUGCGUUUUGCUUUGUGCUUUUCAUGGUUGUUCUUGGUUACGCCAGGUGGAAGAAGCUUCUUGGGUCAUAAUCUCUCUCUCUCUUUAUGGUCACUAAUGUAAUAAAACCUCGUAAGACAUUUUUAGUGAUUAAUAAAAGUUUUAAUUUGGCUAGAGAUA